Molecule: messenger RNA, 1172 nt
Organism: Zychaea mexicana
Lineage: Eukaryota; Fungi; Mucoromycota; Mucoromycetes; Mucorales; Lichtheimiaceae
Product: dihydroorotase, homodimeric type
Exons: 2
Coding region: 67-1131 (354 amino acids)
Biological process (GO): 'de novo' pyrimidine nucleobase biosynthetic process; pyrimidine nucleotide biosynthetic process
Cellular component (GO): cytoplasm
Molecular function (GO): dihydroorotase activity
Source: RefSeq, a predicted model, not a curated record
UUUCAAUAUUGUUGCAUCCCUUUAUUUAUCGAACUUACACUAAAUUCCUUUUCCUAAUAUUUAGUCAUGACUACUUCCAUUACUCUGCCGUCUGCUUGCGAUUUCCAUCUUCACGUUCGCCAAGGUGAAAUGAUGCAAAUGGUCACCCCCAAGGUGGUCGAAGGCGGUGUUUCGGUUGCUUAUAUUAUGCCCAACACUGUGCCACCUAUCAAGACGACUGAGCAGGCCUUGGAAUACAAGAGCGAACUUGAAGCACUUGCACCUCAAGUCACCUUCUACAUGACCUUGUACCUGUCACCCGAACUGACCGUUGAAGAAAUCCGCAAGGCUAGCGCUGCCGGCGUUGCUGGUGUCAAAUCGUACCCACGCGGUGUCACCACCAACAGCGAUUCAGGUAUUGAAUCGUACGAAAUUUACUACCCCAUUUUCCAGGCCAUGGAAGAAGAAGGCAUGGUUUUGAACUUGCACGGUGAAAUCCCCAGCGAUCCCACCAACGACAUUUGCGUCAUGAACGCCGAGGAGCGUUUCUUGCCCCAGCUCGAAAAGAUCCACCAUGCUUUCCCUAAGCUUAAGAUUGUCUUGGAACACGCCACAUCCAAGGCUGCUGUGGAAACCGUCAAGCGUUGUGGCGACACGGUCGGAUGCAGUAUCACCGUGCACCACUUGCAAUUGAUUGUCGACGACUGGGCUGGCCAACCUCACCAUUUCUGCAAGCCUGUCGCCAAGUACCCUCAUGAUCGUGAUGCUUUGCGCGACGUUGUCGCCUCGGGCCACCCUCGCUUCUUUUUGGGUACUGAUUCGGCUCCCCAUCCAUGCCACACCAAGGAAACCUCCAAGGCCAAUGCUGGCGUAUUCACCACCCCCAUGGUGUUGCCUUACCUUGCCAAGAUCUUUGAAGAGAUCGGCUGUCUCGACAAGCUCGAGAACUUUGCCUGCCACUUUGGCCGCAAGUUUUAUGGAUUGGGUCAACGCGAAGGAUUUGUUGAUCGCGGCGUGACCUUGGUGAAGGAGGACAAUGUUAUUGUGCCCGAGAAAUACCCCGUGUCGGCUACUAACGCGAAUGCUGGCGUUGUUGUUCCUUUCUUGACUGGAAAGGAUAUUGGCUGGAAAAUUACAAGCAACUUCUUCUAAUUUAAUUAAAGUAACUAAAAUAAUAGAAAAGUAUAUUUCUG